AUGGGCGGAUUGACACCGCCCAAGAAGCCGUUAACUUCUAAAAUGCAACAAAAAGCUUUAAAAUGUACCGUAGAAUUAGAAAUCCGUGCUAUCACAUGUCCCGGAGCGGUGUUGCUGGCACAAGAGGACGUUUACCUGAGUGCCCGUAUAUUGGGACAGUACCACAAGACUAAAUGUGUCCCUCCUGUUUUUCCUCUGCUGUUGCAUGAAAAAAUGGUGUUUGUGAAGACCUUCAGGGGAGUGUUCGACCCCGGCGACGUAGCCGACCUUCUGGAGAAUGACGCAACAUAUUUUGAGCUUAUUCAGCUUGUUCCCCCAGAAGGGGAUAUUUUGGCUACGAUCGAAGAGAGCACUCGGGAGUUUCUGUAUCCAGGCCCAAGACUGACACCCAAAGCUCCAAGUCCAGAGAGAGAGAUGCUGAUGAAGAGAUCCAUCUCUUUUCCCGGGAUUUCGCCUAAAGUGGAAUUCUCCACCACUUCCAUCAUCGAGGAGUGCGAUGUGAAAGAUAGCCAGGCGACCGUCUCCCCAAUCAAUUCAUCUUCGGUUAAACCCGGGAGAGGGCAGAGCGGUCCGGGACCCGCGGCGAACAAGGAGGGCCCGUCGCCACCCCGCAGUUACGCCAGACCCACCGUGGCAUCUCGGACGCGGUCGCCGUCGCCGUACACGCACCGGCAAAUGUGCCAGCUGUCGGAGGACGCCAGGCAGCGCCUAAGCCACCUCCGGCUCGGCCCACACGCCUUCCGGAAAGAAACCAUGCCCCAGCCCCCCUUUGUGGUUCCCCAAAGUCCAAGUGCCUCGCUAAUCGAGUCACCUGCCUUUCAUUCUCCGUCUCCUCCGAAGAAAAGCCCUCUACGCUCCCGAUCUGCCUGCUCCGCGGCUAACCUCACAGGUUUGAUAAGAGGCGCUUCACUGAGAAUGAACGGUGCCUCCCCUUGGGAGGUGUCCAGAGAAGGGCCAGGUAGUCCUCCUCGCUGCAGAGUCCCUGCUGAGCACUCCACUCCUGUGUCCAGUAUACCCAGAGGCCUGAGUCCUCUCCUGACACGCUCCUCACUCAGAGAGAGGUUUCAGAGCGAUGGAUCCAGUCCAUCUCACUGCGAGGAGAUUCACAGACGAGUCGAGAAGAUUCUAAAGACCAACAGCGCACGCUGCAGGCUUUCCUUUGAUGAACAGAUUGAAGAAGGAGAAGACGCGGAGCCCGGGCCGGCGCUCUCCUGUCACGGCUCGCUGUGCGACAGCCUGGUUUCUCAGGACAGGCGUCUACCAGGAGAUCCCUCCGCUCAUUCACACAGCGGAACGUUCCGGACUAACAAAGCGAGUCUGCACACGGGGAAACCCCACAGAGCAGUAUUUGAGGACAGUUUGAGUAAAAUCUACAAGACUCUCUACAGAAAAGCUUCCAGUUCUACAGAUUUCCAGACUAACCCAUCGUAG
Molecule: messenger RNA, 1431 nt
Organism: Chanos chanos (milkfish)
Lineage: Eukaryota; Metazoa; Chordata; Actinopteri; Gonorynchiformes; Chanidae
Gene: spata6
Product: spermatogenesis associated 6
Exons: 14
Coding region: 1-1431 (476 amino acids)
Biological process (GO): spermatogenesis
Cellular component (GO): sperm head-tail coupling apparatus
Molecular function (GO): myosin light chain binding
Source: RefSeq, a predicted model, not a curated record